AUGAGCGUCAACCCCACUUCGUGCAAGGUCGUCCUUGCGGCCAACAUCGCAAAGAAGCUCCAGGCGGAGGUGGCCGAGGGACUGGCUAAAUUGGAUCGCAAGCCUCAUCUCGUCGGCUUUCUGGCAAACAAGGACCCGGCGGCGCGCAUGUACGCCGACUGGACUGGCAAGACAUGUAUCGACAAUGGCUUUGCAUUCACCCUGCGCGAGUGCGAGCGUGAAGAGCUCGAAGAGGCCAUCCGCGAUGCCAACACUGAUGAUGCCGUAGAUGGUAUUCUCGUCUACUACCCCGUCUUCAACAGCUCGCGCGACCGCACCCUCCAAUACGUUGUCGACAUGCACAAGGAUGUCGAGGGUCUGUCACCCAAGCUCAUCAACAACAUGUACCAAAACAUCCGUUUCCUCGACCCUCCUCACAACACGCAAAAGUCCAUCCUGCCAUGCACACCGCUGGCCAUGAUCAAGAUCCUCGAAUAUCUCAACAUUUACAACACCAUCUUGGACUAUGGAAAGAGAUUGUGGGGCAGAAGAAUCACUGUCAUCAACAGAAGUGAGGUCGUGGGUAGACCGCUGGCUGCACUGUUGGCAAACGACGGUGCAGAGGUCUACUCGGUCGAUGUUACCGGUGUACAAAGAUUCAGCAGAGGUCAGGGUCUUCGCGCCCAGCAACACGUCGUGGAAGAGAAGCCCGACAUGACAAUGGACGACUGCCUUGCUAUCAGUGACGUCGUCAUCAGUGGUGUGCCCGGCGACAAGUUCAAGGUGCCCGUCGAGAAGAUCAGAGACGGUGCAGUCUGCAUCAACUUUUCGAGCGAGAAGAACUUCACGCCAGAAGUAAAAGAACACGCCUCGAUCUACGUCCCCGCGGUCGGCAAAGUCACCAUUAUGAUUCUCCUCCGCAACCUCCUGGUAUGCACAGCCAUGGCCCGCUACUUCAAAUCCCUCACCCCUGCCCAACUCCUCGCUCUCAAAUCCGUCGAAACCUCUGACAACACAUCAAACCCCUUGCAAGCUUCUGAAGAAAACACUUCAACCCCUCCCAUAGACUCUAUGCUUUCAUCAAGCAUAUUGCCCGACAGAAAAAACACCUUUGCUGUUGAACAACUGCUUGCUGAAACUGCUGACUCUCUGCAGCGUAUGGUGCAGAACAACCCUGAUGUUGAUGCCAAGCCGGCGGAAGCCAUCGAGAAGAAGGGAAGUGUCGAAGAGGCUGCUCCUGCUGCAAAGGCUGCUGCAUAG
Messenger RNA from Aureobasidium subglaciale EXF-2481, 1239 nucleotides. RefSeq lists its product as uncharacterized. Gene Ontology annotation, molecular function: methylenetetrahydrofolate dehydrogenase (NADP+) activity; methylenetetrahydrofolate dehydrogenase (NAD+) activity. Gene Ontology annotation, biological process: purine nucleobase biosynthetic process. Bases 1 to 1239 code for a protein of 412 amino acids. NCBI's taxonomy places the organism in Eukaryota, Fungi, Ascomycota, Dothideomycetes, Dothideales, Saccotheciaceae. The transcript has 3 exons. Gene Ontology annotation, cellular component: cytosol. The record is from RefSeq and is a predicted model, not a curated record.